AGAGAGAUUGGGGAGGAUAAAUUAAGAUGUACUUUUUGAUUAUUUUAACUGAGAAAAAUCAAGUUAAAAUAGACAUUGCUUUUAUUUUGUGUCAGAUGGUGUGUCGAGUCCCCAGAAUUUGCAAAACAGUACUAUUUUAUAUUCUAUUUUGGGAUGAAUUCCAUUUUGGCACUAUUUUAUAUUCCAUUUGGGAUAUUUUUUAGUAUUUUGAAUUCUGAAUUGCUUAUUUCUUUAGCACUUGUUAGAUUUUAUAAUAGAGUGUAAUAUUAAGUCAUCAAAUUGUGCUUUUAAAAUUUAAGCUAAAAUACCCCAAGACUGGAAACGAAUACUUUAACGUACAAGUCCUCCUUAAAGGAUCUAAGGAACAUCUAAUAAAAUCUUGUUUCAACUGUUCUCCACAUCCCUAACCCUGGACUUUGCUCAGAAAGAAAGAAAAAAAAAAUCUGGUUGCCCUUAGAUAACUGUGGAGGGACCAGGAAAGUGCAUGAAUUUGGGCAGCUGUAAUGGAACAGAAAUGUACAUUUUUAAAGUCCCUUUUAUCCAGGAGAAGACUGAUGUGGAAGGAACCUUAUUUGUUUAUACAAGGUCUGCUUCUCCAAAGCACGGAUUCACCAUUAUGAAUAGGCUGAGCAUGGAAAAUAGGACAGAACCUAUUACUAAAGACUUGGAUUUCCAACUCCAGGACCCUUUCCUUCUGUACAGAAAUGCCAGAUUGUCCAUCUAUGGAAUUUGGUUUUAUGAUAAGGAAGAAUGCCAAAGAAUUGCAGAGCUUAUGAAAAACCUAACUCAGUAUGAACAGUUGAAAGCCCAUCAGGGAACUGGAGCGGGAAUCUCCCCAAUGAUCCUCAAUUCAGGAGAGGGCAAAGAAGUAGAUAUUUUACGAAUGCUCAUCAAGGCCAAAGAUGAAUACACAAAGUGUAAAACCUGUUCUGAGCCAAAAAAGAUAACCAGUUCAUCUGCCAUCUAUGACAACCCCAAUCUCAUCAAACCAAUUCCAGUGAAACCCAGUGAAAACCAGCUACCGCAUAUACCUCAGCCCAGCCAGACCUUAGACCCUGAACCCCAGCACUUAUCCUUGACAGCUCUGUUUGGGAAGCAGGACAAAGCUGCAUGUCAGGAGACUGUAGAGCCUCCACAGACCCUCCACUACCACCACCAGCUGCAGCAACAGCAGCCGCAAGAGAAGCUUCCAAUUAGGCAGGGGGCUGUUCGCUCCCUGUCCUACGAGGAACCCAAAAGACACUCGCCCCCCGUUGAGAAGCAGCUCUGUCCGGCGAUUCAGAAACUCAUGGUCAGGAACACAGACCUCCACCCAUUGUCAGAGCUGCCUGAAAACCGGCCCUGUGAAAAUGGCAGUUCCCAUUCUGCAGGAGAAGUUUUUAGAGGACCUGUCCAGCCAGGGUCUCCUCACAACACUGGGACUUCUUGUGGUAUACAAAAUGCUUCCAGAACUCAGAACCUGUUAGAGAAACUUCACAGUACCCCACUGGGGGCUGGAAACAAGUGUGACCCUAGUACACCAACACCUGCCAGCUCAGCCACGCCGAACCGCAGCAGAGCUCCCACUUCUGUCACCCCUGUGGCUCCAGGAAAGGGUCUGGCUCAGCUACCACAGGCCUAUUUCAAUGGCUGCCUUCCACCUCAGACAGUAGGACAUCAGGCUCAUGGAAGAGAACAGUCCACACUCCCAAGACAAACACUCCCCCUCUCUGGUAAUCAGAGUGGCAGUUCCGGAGUGAUCUCCCCUCAAGAGUUGCUGAAGAAGCUUCAGAUUGUGCAGCAGGAGCAGCAGCUGCAUGCCUCUAACCGGCCAGCCUUGGCCGCUAGGUUUCCUGUGCUCACUCAGAGCUCUAGAACAGGAAAACCCUUGGAAUCCUGGCUCAGCAAGACAUCCAGCACAGAACAGCAGACUCCUCUUUUUCAGGUCAUCUCACCUCAGCGCAUCCCUGCUACAGCAGCUCCUUCUCUGCUCAUGUCCCCCAUGGUGUUCACACAAUCCACCUCCGUCCCACCAAAAGAAAGGGAGAGCGGCCUCUUGCCUGUGGGAGGCCAGGAGCUGCCUGCUGCCGCCACCAGCCUCCUCCUGCCCAUGCAGAGCCCAGAGCCCUCCUUGAUCACCAGCAGCCCACUCACCAAGCUCCAGCUCCAGGAAGCACUGCUGUACCUCAUCCAGAACGACGACAACUUCUUAAAUAUAAUCUAUGAAGCCUAUCUCUUCAGCAUGACUCAAGCAGCCAUGAAAAAGACUAUGUGAGAGCAAGUCCUUUUAAAACUGAUUUUCAAGGUCGUUCUAGAACUCCAGCACAAGGUUCUUUCACGUCAAGUUUUGUUUCCUUCAAUGUUUCUGCCUUUUAUUUUAAAAAAGUAUGUAUAAUAUGAAGUAAAAUGUUUCAGACUUUUUUUU
Cebus imitator (Panamanian white-faced capuchin) is the source of this 2404-nucleotide messenger RNA. It is a transcript of the gene DCP1B, whose product is annotated as decapping mRNA 1B. Gene Ontology annotation, biological process: deadenylation-independent decapping of nuclear-transcribed mRNA; positive regulation of catalytic activity; deadenylation-dependent decapping of nuclear-transcribed mRNA. The record is from RefSeq and is a predicted model, not a curated record. The transcript has 9 exons. Gene Ontology annotation, cellular component: P-body. NCBI's taxonomy places the organism in Eukaryota, Metazoa, Chordata, Mammalia, Primates, Cebidae. Bases 485 to 2254 code for a protein of 589 amino acids. Gene Ontology annotation, molecular function: enzyme activator activity; mRNA binding.